AUGGUAGCAAGACCUCACCUCACGACCUUGUACACGACGAAAGCGGUCAUCAUCCUGGACAGCGAAGGCAAACGCAUCUUGGCCAAAUACUACCAGGCUGAAUACCCAACACUGAAGGAGCAGCGGGUGUUUGAAAAGUCGUUGUUCGAUAAGACGAAGAAGACUAAUAGCGAGAUCAUUCUCUUCGACAACCAGAUCGUCGUCUACAAGAACUCUAUCGACUUGCUCAUCUAUGUACUGGGGUCAGCAGAGGAGAACGAGCUGAUAUUAAGCCAUUUGCUGAACUCGUUCUACGAGACGCUGUCUAUCCUACUCAAGGGCUUAGUCGAAAAGCGGACUAUCCUGGAAAACUACGAUCUCGUCGCGCUAGCACUGGAUGAGACUGUUGACGGCGGAAUAAUACUGGAAUCAGAACCAAGCAUCACAGCCUCAAGGGUAACAAAGAAGAACGAGACGGAAGCGGAGCCCUCGUUGUCGCAGAUGUUCCAGAAGGCUCAGGAGCAGGUCGCUAGGUCGUUGUUGCAUUAG
Fimicolochytrium jonesii is the source of this 528-nucleotide messenger RNA. RefSeq names its product coatomer protein complex, subunit zeta 1-like protein. The transcript is spliced from 5 exons. The record is from RefSeq and is a predicted model, not a curated record. Bases 1 to 528 code for a protein of 175 amino acids. Gene Ontology annotation, biological process: intracellular protein transport; intra-Golgi vesicle-mediated transport; retrograde vesicle-mediated transport, Golgi to endoplasmic reticulum. Gene Ontology annotation, cellular component: COPI vesicle coat. Lineage: Eukaryota; Fungi; Chytridiomycota; Chytridiomycetes; Spizellomycetales; Powellomycetaceae.